Messenger RNA from Dracunculus medinensis (Guinea worm), 1740 nucleotides. NCBI's taxonomy places the organism in Eukaryota, Metazoa, Nematoda, Chromadorea, Rhabditida, Dracunculidae. The record is from the annotation of a GenBank genome assembly.
AUGUCGAAAGCGAUAACAAAAAAAUUUACGAAUUCAGUGGAAGAUUUUGUCGAUGAUAGUUUGCGAGGACUGCUUUCGGCAAAUAGACAUCUGACAUUUUUAAAUGAUUAUCCGCGCGUUGUGGUGCGCCGGACAGUUGAGGAUGGUAAAGUGACAUUGCUUGCUGGUGGUGGUUCUGGACAUGAACCUUUUCCUGCAGGAUUCGUUGGGAGCAAUUUACUUUCAGCUGCUGUCUGUGGUAACAUCUUUGCUUCACCACCUUCAUCUCAUAUUGUGGCAGCCUUGAAUGCUAUAGAAAAUGAAUGCGGAACUGUCAUUUUCGUGAUCAAUUAUACGGGUGAUCGGCUGAACUUUGGACUAGCUAUUGAACGAAUAAAUUCUGAAAGAUCCAAGACUCUUAUCCCAGUUGAAAUGGUCGUUAUUGGCGAUGAUAUUGCUUUCGACGGAAAUGAUUCAACAUUUGCAAUCGGUCGUCGAGGUUUGGCUGGAGCAGUUUUUGUCCUCAAGAUAGCUGGUGGCAUGGCUGAAAAAGGAUUGAAUUUGAAAGAAAUUGUUAAAGAAUCACGAUUGGUGGAGGAGAACACAGCAACAAUAGGCUCAAGUUUGCUGGCGUGCAGUCUUCCUGGGAAGGGUCGAAUGUUUGAACUAAAAGAAGAGGAGAUGGAGUUGGGAUUGGGUAUCCAUGGCGAAAUAGGAUACGAGCGGAUUCAUUUCACUAGUGCUAGAGAAUUAAUCGACUUGCUAAUAUCAAAAAUAGAAAAAAAUAAAAAGUUUUCACUUGAAAAAGGCUGCGAAAUCGUUUUAUUGUUAAAUAAUCUGGGAAGUUGUUCGCAAAUUGAAAUGAAUCUUUUGGCUGGAGAAGUAAAUAAUUCAAUGAGGUGGCGAGGAUUCACAGUUGUGAGAUUUUACAGUGGAGCUUUUGUAACUUCUUUAGAUGGGCACGGAAUAAGUAUAAGUGUAUUGAAAUUGAUUGAUGAUAGCUGGUUGGAAUACCUUGAUGCUGAAACUAAUGCCUCAGGAUGGAUUAAAGGAUGUGUUCCAAGCGUCAACGAAGUAGUUGGUGUCAAGAUGAAAUAUUCUACAAAAAUUGAUCUAGAAUAUGGCACUGCCCUUAGUGCAGACAACGCUAGAAAAUUCUCACUUUGUAUUAGAAAUGCAUCUAAUGCAAUUCUUGAUGCCGUCGAGGAGCUUAAUCGUCUGGAUAGUGAAGUUGGUGAUGGAGAUUGCGGAACUACUUUAAAACAAGGAGCAAAGAGUAUUAUUUCUGCUCUCGAUAUGGAUAAAUUAAUUUGCAAUCGUCCUUGUGCAACAUUUCAGCAGUUAUCUCAUAUUUUUGAGGAUGUUGUUGGAGGAACAGCUGGAGCGCUGUACGCACUGAUGUUUAAUGCAGCUUCACAAAACUUUUCAAAUUCUGCUUCUUCUGCAGAUUGGGGAAGUGCAUUGAAGAGCGGAUUGGACGGAAUUAUGAAGUAUGGACAUGCUAAGCCUGGAGAUAGAUCUAUGGUUGAUCCUUUAUAUGAGGCAUCGAAAUCGAUUAUUGAUGGGCCAAUGGGCGAAGCUGAAUGGGGAAAUGUGGUAAAGAUGGCAGAAGAUGCAGUGAAUUCAACUCGAAAUAUGCGGGCUCGUUGUGGUCGAGCUUCUUACACAAAUGUGAUUUCGCAAAUAGAACCUGACCCUGGAGCCAAAGCAGUUGCGAUAUGGUUACGAGCCAUUUAUAAAACAUUUUAUGGAAAAAACUGA